Molecule: messenger RNA, 309 nt
Organism: Solanum verrucosum
Lineage: Eukaryota; Viridiplantae; Streptophyta; Magnoliopsida; Solanales; Solanaceae
Exons: 2
Coding region: 1-309 (102 amino acids)
Source: RefSeq, a predicted model, not a curated record
AUGGAUACGAUCAAAGUUGGGGCAGUUGGAGGACGUGGUGGAUCAAUUUGGGAAGAAGAAGGAGAUGAAUUAGUUGGAAUUUUUGUUUCUUAUGAUGAGGACAUAGUUUAUUCACUUCAAUUCCUGAAUUAUGUGAAUGGCAAAUUAGAUAUGUCAGCUAAAUACGGAAAUUAUCAAUUUUUUGGUGGAUUUCAUGGCACAGAUAAUUGUAAUGGCAUUGAGAGUAUUGGGUUUUAUGUUAAGAAUAUUUCAUCUUCUCAUGUAAUCAAGCUCAAAGAUUCUCCAGUUAAGGUUAAAGAGGAAAAAUAA